Messenger RNA from Pyricularia grisea, 3266 nucleotides. RefSeq lists its product as uncharacterized. Lineage: Eukaryota; Fungi; Ascomycota; Sordariomycetes; Magnaporthales; Pyriculariaceae. Gene Ontology annotation, biological process: vesicle-mediated transport. The record is from RefSeq and is a predicted model, not a curated record. The transcript is spliced from 2 exons. Bases 384 to 2975 code for a protein of 863 amino acids. Gene Ontology annotation, cellular component: Mon1-Ccz1 complex; intracellular membrane-bounded organelle.
AAAACUAGCGACGAAAAAUACCUACCUAAGGUACCGUUAGAAAUCACGCUUGCCCGAGUUGAAAAAUCAUUUGCCAACCGACAACUCCCAAUUCGUUCCGUGGUAUCAGCCACGCAGACAGAGUGGGAGGGGAAAAUAUGCAUGGAGCUUGCAUCGUUCAAAUCGCCUCCAAUCUUCCUCGUACCUCCACUUAAUAAAUCUUGAACAACAUAUCACAUUGUUUCGACUAUUCUCUUUCGUAUCAACCACGCCGCGUCAACCUUGCCCCAGGGUGGUAGGGUGCUUACGUGGGGAGGCUAGGGCAACAUUAUCCCAGGUCUCCUCUUUGUUUAAGUUUACUUCGGGCAAUUUAGCCUCACGAUACGAUAUUGUUUGUUCUCACAAUGGCGUCCAAGACUCAGUCCGACGUUACUCCUGCCCGGGUUGGCUUCGUCGCCAUCUACAAUCCCAGCCUGGGGGCAACGGAUGAGACGAUGGAUGACCAAAUCGUCUACUAUGCAUCUGUCAUUAUGGACACCAGCAGAUCAAAGCGACGCAAGCUACGCUCCCGUCUGACCACCAGCUUGACCCAGGAGGAGCGUAACGAGCGUCUCCGCCAGAUAGGCCUGGCCCAGGGAAUGGUUGAGUUCGGAAGGAGCUUUUCGGGCGAGCGGCCGGUCGACACAGUCGAGACUGAGAAGUCGAGGGUCAUUAUGCAUGAGCUGGAGCCGGGCUGGUGGAUUCUUGCCUCGAUUGAUCUCACAAAAAUACCCACUGCCAUGGGCAAGCAGGCCCCUUCAGCCGCUUCUGCCAAGAGCGUAUCAGAUGCCGGAAGUUCGCUGGACAAUUUCGAGUACUCCUCGAAGGACGUGAAACCUGCAGCUCUGCUGCUUCAAGAUCUAUUACGGUCGCAUUGUCUUUUCCUUCUGCAUCACGAUUCGUCUCUCAGCUCGCUUUUUGUGCGGGUCAAGCGUACGAGGUUCAUUGCCUUGCUAAGUCGUUACUGGGAUCGUUUUCUUUCAACUUGGAACGUGAUGCUUCACGGCAACCCGACUGUAAACGUUUUUGGAGGCAUCAAGCUUGCGGCCUCUGGCGAGCUUGGCGUCGGGGUCGGGGAAGAGGAGAGAGGCAGUGGAGAACGUGAGGUUCUUGAGGGCCUGGUCGGCAGGAUCGAGGGCCUAGUUGACAUUGUCGUCUCGAAGUUUGGCACAUAUGAUCCGGAUACACCCAUACCGGCCUCAUCACCAAGUGAUCCCCUGGCGGGCUUAGCACAAGCGACAGAUCAGUGGCUUGGCACUGGACUUGAGCCUGCGGCCGAGGAUGGGGCAAUUUUUCUCGGGACAGGGGCUGUCUCGCGGCCGUCGCUGAGAAACAUUACUCAGUGGAUGGAAGACAUAUAUUCCUGGGGAGAGAAUGCAUAUGGCGUUCACGAAAGCUCGACCUCGACCAGAAGGCCAAAACCGCGGAAAAAGCACGACACACAUGUGGAUGAGGCAGCCUCAGAGCCUGUAAUAUGGCCGCCACCUCCAGUCACCGAACUGGCCAAACGGUCAAAACCCCAGGCCACUUCGGCGAAUACUCCUUCUCCUCCACAGCCUCAGCAGGAUAGCUCAGGCGCCGGCACUGAAAGCACCAUUCAGAAUGCUGAGCAAGUAGGAGAUAAUGAUGGCGCAAACACAUACGCAGAUUAUUUCAAGCUUGGCUACGGCAAGUAUUGGUCCAUUGGCAGUUCCGCCACGUCCAAGGUGGGCGAGACAUCGGCGGAUGCAAAACCUGGAAGUGACAACAAAAACCCCCCACCAACUGCAAUGGCUUCUAAUCCCCCAAGACCGUCUGUCGGUCGACGGACAUCGUCCGAGUAUGACUCUAUCGGACGUUUCAUCAUUGGCCUGAUGGGCGACAUCGAGGAGCAUGAAAAAAGUAGCGAUGGUGAGGUUUCGUGGCCGGACGAGGGCGACAACAACUCUCGCACUAUGCUAAGAACCCUGACGGUGGAACUCGAAGAGUCAGAGGACCGGAAGCGGUCAGAGUCACAGACCCAGAGGGCCCUGGGUAGCCAUGAUACUGAACUGGCACAGGACCCGGUUGACCUGGACUGCGGGCGCGAUGAAGGCCAAAGGACGCCAAGUAGUGCCGCGGCUGCAGCUGCUCGACCCGCUGCGUUCAACAGCCAAGAUCGCAACAAAGUAGAGAAGAUGCGUGUUGUGAUUUAUGUCAACAGGCCCUUCAUGUUUACGUUUUUGUUCAAGUUGCGAACAGACUCACUCGCCUGGGACCGCCUCUACAAGUCGCUCCAUUAUCAACUAUCUCCCCUACGCAAGCACUUGCUCAAGUCGACCACGUACAGGGCUGCAAAGCCUGAUGUCGGCGCAUCCAAGGGCGGAGCGGCUGGUUCGGCAAAUGGUGAUAUUUACGAUCUCAUAUGGGACCCAAAGGCCCUCACAGUGCAGUCGACUAUACCAACGAUUCCAGAUCCGACAUCCAUGGCUGCAGCCGCUGUUUUGUCCAAAGAGCUGCCCAUAUGGUCGAGAGCUGAGGCUAUCAAUACGCACACUCAUAUGCUGAACAUGUAUAUAGCCACCCGUGGAAAUCAGUCCGAACUCGAGCGCACAUGCAAGACCAGCCGUGGCUGGUGGGUUUUAUGGAGCCGGGUUCUGGAUCGGAAAGGCUCAACUCCCAGAUCCCAAUCCCCAUGGGGGGCCAUAUCAGAAACGCCAGACGAUUCAGGCGUUGUGGAAGAAAGCAGUGAUUCUGGAGAUGCCUCGGACGACACCAAGAAGCCAUUCUACCCACAGCAGCCAGAGGUCAGCAACGAGAUUUUCCUGCUUCGCAAGGCCAGCGACCAUCCCAGCAACAUGGGAAGCGCAGGACCGUUCAGGAACGUCAGCGCCUCCUCGUCGGCCGGAGGCUGGGCAGAUGGUGCCAGCCGGAUUGCACAAGGUAUUGGUAUUGACACGCGCAAGUACAUCGAGGGCCUGUUGAGUCUAAAUCGAUGACUUCAGUGAGCAAAUGGGCGAAUCGAAUUCAAUGGGAGCCGAGGAAUAGCAAGAUUGAUGCGACCACGAUUCUUUGUUUCACUUCAUCCCGUUUCUUCCCUUUUUUUUCUCUUUCAUUCUUUUUUCGUUUCUUCUAUUCGACGGUCAUAGAACCAUGGGCCUCAGGAUGUUGAAGGAUAUCCCUAUUACGCAAAGAUGGCAUUCAUUGAGACUCUGAUUGCGAAACAUGUUUAUGUGUAUCUCUUCCCCUUAAUACACUGGGAUGUCUGUCACAACGCCACAUUACCAUGG